UUUCAGAGUAAAAUAUUUUAUCCUUUCAGAAGUAGCCAUAUUGUUUUUUCAUUAUCUUUCUAAAAUUACAGGCGGAUCAUGAUACCUACCAACCGUGACGUCAACCGGGGGCGGCGGAGAUUCAAACUGUUGGCGGUAAAGAUCAUGGAUGAAUAGGAAUAGUAUUUAAUUAGGAGAAAGCGGUGAAGGGGCGCCGAGAUUCAAAGUAGACUGCAAUUUGCGCAUUAAUUGGAGCCCGGAAUAGAAACGCACGGGGAUUCUAAUUAGUCGGAAAAUGUGGUCGAAGGAAUGCGCUUGCACAUGAAAACCGCCGUUCCAUUUCGACGUUUUCUUCCAGUUGAAGAGGGCAACGCGGCGACGGCGGCAACAAACGCGUGCGCAUUUCCACCGCCAAUGUAGUAAUCUAAAAUACGUUUUUAUCAACACAAUAUGGAAAUGUUUAAUAUUGUGGGAAGUACGCUCAAGAGCGACGCGCGUCUGUGAUAAGCUAAUUGUUUGGACGAUUUUUUGAUUCCUUUAUUUGGUCGUUUUAGUUUAUAUACUUUUUGGUAAAGACAAUCUGUGGCUGCCCAUCAGCUGCAGUUAAUUGAAGUGCCUGUUCUUGCUAGAAAUGGAUGAGUUAGUUUGCUCUGAGCAUUCAUCUGAAGAUCAGCCAACUGGUGAGAGGUGGGAUCCCCUGGGUGCUCCGAAUGACCAGCAUGAAGAGUUCAGCUUGUCGAAGAGGUUUGACAGUUUAUGCAGUGAUCACUCUUGUGUACACUUUGAGAGGUAUAAGAACUUGGAAGAGGAGCAGGAUCUGCUAAGUUCAUCUCUGUUUGCCUUAACAACGCACUUCGCUCAAGUGCAGCUGCGCUUGCACCAAAUCGUGGAGGCACCUAUCGAGGACAAAGAGGAGCUGCUGAAGUCGCUGGAGGAGUUCGCGUUCCGCGGAAUACCAGACAUCAGUUCAGUGAAAGAUAAAUUCAAUGAGACCAACUUGGGGGAGGCAGUGUUGCUGCGACGAGCGCAGCAGCAGGAGUUGAUUGAUAAACUAAAAGAUCAACUGCACGAAUUGGAGCAGUAUGCAUUCGAAAGCGGACAGGCAGGUGUACCGCAAGAUAUAAUAUUGGAGCGUCAAAGGGUGAUACUCAGGGAACUAAAGGAUAGGAUGAAUUUAGAGUUGGACGAGGACAUGUACCAUCAAUUAACGCCAGAAAACGUGAAGCAGCAGGUAGACGUGGCGCUCGGUCAGUUGGUAAAUCCGCUGAAGAUGAAGGAGCACCUAGUAACACAGCUGAAGACGCAAGUCGCUGAUCUCGAGCGUUUCAUCAGUUAUCUGCAAGCAGAUGCAAAGGGCGCCAAGUGCUCUUGUGGCUGCUCGCUGCAUACAGUCCAGAAGCAGUUUAAGAACGAUACCGCAGGAAUCGUGCAGAGAACCGCCGAGAUACUACAAAUGUUCGCCCUGCUGCAGCUCGGCUGCGGCACCCAGCGCUUUAAAAAGAACGAUCUUAAAAGAACCAUGAAGGUCAAUCAUUACGGGGAUUUGCGCGCGCGCUUGGAACUGUCUAUAGCACGGGUGAAAGAACUGAUCAAAGCCACGGAAUCGAACCCCUAUUCGCAGCAGGGCGAUUACUGCAGUGACAACGAAUCGCCGACUGUCCUGUGCAACGUCCAGGUGACAACCGCCGUGCGGAAGUACCUGGCUACAAGCAUCAGAGACCUAAUCCAGCACGGGGCCUUGGCGGUCGACCAGAAUCACAGUUUGGUGCCUUUUAUUGGAUGCUUCGCGCGCAGACCCAGUCAAAGCCACACUCUGGUGCAUGCUUGGGAGAUCAUCCUCAACUACUAUGAAUUGAAGAACGGAGAGCGCUUCAACGCGACGCCGGCCAGGAAGCUUUCUCAGAGUUUCAACCUGGAUAUAGCCGGCGCCUCCGCCACAUCCAACAAGCAAAAUAUGCUGUGCGCUAUAGGAAGCAUCAUAUCCACGCAUUCGCCUUACAAACGUAGCUACGACUCUCAUUUCAAAGCCUUUAUCUGUGCCGCAUUAAAUGCCAAUAAACUUGUUACCUGGUUAAGUUUGAUAUUCCAAUGCAGACAGCUGAUAAACAUGCACUAUCAGCCUUGGAGUUAUACCAUGAAAACAGGGUUCCAAGAUGGAUUACAAAGCUUGGAUACGUUAAGUAAAUACAAAUUCGACCUGCCCGUCGACUUGGCUAUUCGCCAGUUCCAGAAUAUCAAAGACGUAUUCACUUGA
Messenger RNA from Nicrophorus vespilloides, 2233 nucleotides. Its product is annotated as RUN domain-containing protein 1. The transcript has 5 exons. Bases 611 to 2233 code for a protein of 540 amino acids. The record is from RefSeq and is a predicted model, not a curated record. NCBI's taxonomy places the organism in Eukaryota, Metazoa, Arthropoda, Insecta, Coleoptera, Silphidae.